Messenger RNA from Thunnus maccoyii (southern bluefin tuna), 1766 nucleotides. It is a transcript of the gene inha, whose product is annotated as inhibin subunit alpha. The coding region runs from base 185 to 1237 and encodes 350 amino acids. Gene Ontology annotation, cellular component: extracellular region. The transcript is spliced from 2 exons. The record is from RefSeq and is a predicted model, not a curated record. Gene Ontology annotation, molecular function: growth factor activity; cytokine activity. Lineage: Eukaryota; Metazoa; Chordata; Actinopteri; Scombriformes; Scombridae. Gene Ontology annotation, biological process: SMAD protein signal transduction.
UUUGUGUGUUGACAACAAAAUGCUUUUGCCUGCAGACUUCGCUCAGACUCAGAUAGCUGCAGAGCCAAACAGAAGGAGAGAAUAAAAUUUCUGGAGUUAAUUGGAAUUCCUUACUUAUAGAAAGUCAGUCCUUCUCUGGAACGGCAAAAAAAAAAGUCUUUCCUGGUUGUCAUACUGUACAGUUAUGGUGGCCUGUGCUCUCUUUAUCCUGGGCUCUUUGUGGAUCCACAGUCUGGCACAAGCAUGCUGUGGAGAGGAGCUGUCCAGGGAAGUGGUGUUGUCCUGGUUCAGAGAGCGGGUUCUGGAGGGUUUGGGGCUGGAGGAGCCACCUGUGGACACGGUGCAGGGUCUUGACAGGGACAUGGCAGGACCAGAAGAAAGGCAUGCACCCCGGAGGACCCCUAGGACUAGCAGGACAGCGUGGGUCAACCAUCACACCAGUCCGAACCAGGAAACAUUUCAAAUUAUUCUCUUCCCCAGUUCUGACUCAUCCUGUGCCAGAUCUUACUCAGCUCCCGAAGAAACCACCAACAGCCACUUCACAUAUUACUUCCAGCCGUCCGUGAACAACCAGGAGACCUUGGUCACAUCUGCCUACUUUUGGUUCUAUGCGGGCGAAGAAGGAGCUGCAGCCAACUUCUCUGCCCAGCUGUUCAUCCUCACAUCAGCUCAGCAGCUUUCUCAGGCGGCAGAGGCUCCAUCAAAGACGAGCUCAGAUGGAUGGACCACCUACAGCUUGGAUCAGAACCUUCUGGCCUCUGUGGCUGAGGGCCCUUUUCUGCUCCAAGUCCGCUGUGCCACCUGCCAAUGUCAUGCCAACGAAUCAGACAAGAUACCCUUCCUUUACCUCCAUGCACAGCCUCGUGGUCCUGUCCAUUCACCCCGCCAUGCAGCAGUAACCAUACCCUGGUCUCCUUCUGCCAUCGACUUGUUCCAGCGUCCCUCCGGGGAGAGACCACAACACAGCGACUGCCACCGAGCAGAAAUCGAAAUCAGCUUCAAGGAGCUGGGCUGGGACUACUGGAUCAUCCAACCCAAAGUGCUGACUUUCUACUACUGUCACGGGAACUGCUCGGCCUGGGAUCGAACCACCGCCAUGCUGGGGAUCACACAGUGCUGCGCUCCGGUCCCAGGAACCAUGAAGUCCCUGAGGAUCACCACAACAUCUGAUGGCGGGUACUCGUUUAAGUAUGAGACCUUGCCCAACAUCAUACCUGAAGAGUGUACUUGUAUCUGAGCAUUAAAGGUUAAAGGGCUAGUUCGCCCAAAUUACAUGUUAAAGUCCAUAAAUGUACACAGGAAGUUAUAUGUUAUAUUUGUCUUGGUAUACUCUUUUUACAGUUAAUGUAACAAAAAACAAAACAAAACAAAAAACAACAACAAAAAAAAGUUUUAUACUAAGAAGAUGUACAAUCAAAUGGCAACAACCUCCAGUUAAACUUCACAAAUAGACAGCAAAAAUGGUUUUCUAAGUAUCUAAUAGUUACUUUUUGUUUUCUGGGUUGUUCACAAAGCUGUAUCACCACCAUUCACAAUUUGUUUUAAUUUUUUGCAGCUGUUAGUGGCUUCUCCAUUUCCUCUGUGUAUUGCAUUAUUGCACAACAGCAUCCCUCAAUAGCACAUCCAUAAACCCAGCGUUAUUUGAGAGUUGGAAAUUAGCAAUAGCUACAAACUCUGUGCAGCAACUCUGUAUUGGAACUAUGUUAAAUUGCAUCAUCCCUAUCAAAUAAAAUAAAAAUAAAUACAUAUUUAAUAUAUUGAUUUGA